GAAGAGACAACAUUUAAGUUAAUUUAAGUUAUUCCAAAAUUUUUUAGCUUUGGUGUCAUCCAAUCAGUUUAAAACUGAGAUAAGUAACAAUUAUGAUUGGGAUGACGAUGACAUUUUUGCAUCCAUAAGCACUCAAGAAAUCUUACAUCAAAACGUGAAGAUCAUUAAUAAUUUUCCCCAUAUGUCUAAGUUCCCAAUAAAUACGCAGAUAACUCAGGGUAACCAGAGGGAUAAUAUUAGUGGGUACUCUAAGAAAUUGGUGCUGAGAGAAACUAAUGUUGCAUCAGGACUUCAAAAAGCUAGCGGAGAACCACCGAAGUUGAGAGUAGGUAAAAACGCACUUGGCGUGAGUGUAAUUUCUAUUGAAAACGAAUCGGAAGAAGUGAAAAGUAAAGUGAAUCGAGAUGAAGUGGGCAAUUUGAAUAAUCCGGAAAGUUCGCUUGUUUCUGCUGGUUUUCAAAUAGCGAAUGUUAAAAAAAUCUCCAUAUCGAAAAAAAGCCAAAUAUCCGUACAAAAUAUUCUAAAAGAAUUUCAAGACAAUUUGCAAGAAACGAAUUAUGAAACUGAACUAAAAGACAUGAAAGCUCGGAUGUCGAUUAAAAGUAUGGAGUCCAAGUUUAGAAAAACUGCAAACAGCAGUACGCAAAUAGCCAACAAAACAGGCUUUCAAGCGAUGUGCGAAAAAGGCAAAAAAACAUUUAAGCAUUCUACACGAGUAAAUGAAGCUUUUAUUGAAAAUGGAAUAGAAGAAAUGGAAAAUAAAGUUACGUUUAAAGUACAUCAAGAUAAUGUUGGCAAGCUCAUUAAUCCGGGAAGUUCGCUUGUUCGGGAAAAACGAAUGAACGAAUAUCCCAGCUGCAGCAGCAAAUUGUCAGCAGCUGGUCCAAUACUGUGUCGCAAAAGACUUUUAUCAUUGUCAUUAAACCCAAAAUAUAAUUAUAGGCCACCCCCCCAACUUUGUGAGACACCGAAUAGAAACAAACGACAAACCGAGACUACGACACCAGGAUUAGGGGAGUUUAUUAAUAAUGCUGUUAAAACAAGUAUACCAGGCGCCAAUAGACCAAAGAGGGGGCGGCUCUCGGGCUUGAGACUUACUGGCAUUAGUCCAAAGAAAUAA
Messenger RNA from Glossina fuscipes, 1120 nucleotides. RefSeq lists its product as uncharacterized. The transcript is spliced from 2 exons. The record is from RefSeq and is a predicted model, not a curated record. NCBI's taxonomy places the organism in Eukaryota, Metazoa, Arthropoda, Insecta, Diptera, Glossinidae. Bases 182 to 1120 code for a protein of 312 amino acids.